Messenger RNA from Cyprinodon tularosa, 3509 nucleotides. RefSeq names its product ataxin-7. The transcript has 13 exons. The coding region runs from base 253 to 3099 and encodes 948 amino acids. The record is from RefSeq and is a predicted model, not a curated record. NCBI's taxonomy places the organism in Eukaryota, Metazoa, Chordata, Actinopteri, Cyprinodontiformes, Cyprinodontidae.
UGGAAGCACCAGGUGAAGACCUCCUUACAAGCUGAACACGGCUCUCAUUUCUCUCCCACCGUCCUGUUUGUCGCUCGCUCCGUGCAUCCAGUUGUUGUUCAUCGGUCUGGGGGCACAUUUCGAGCUCCUCUACCCAGAGCCUCGAUAUUCUAUCCAGUGUGUGCACCAGUCUGCAGACAUCCAAACUGAUGAGGAUUGGCUGAACAAAUAAAAAACAAACUUGCUGUUUCUUUCUUGUAUCAAGCGGAAAGAAUGUCGGAAAGGGCCGAGGAUGACGUCAGGGGGGAGCAGCGCCGAGCGGCCAGGCAGCAGCUGAAGCAGCAGCAGAUCCAGCGGGGAGAAGGCUCCACAGCAAUGGCGACUGUUGCGGAGCGGAGAUCGCUGCCUAGUCCUGAAAUAAUGCUGGGACAGCCUUGGAGCAGCUGGGUCGACGCCGCCAAACUCCACGGACACGACGGUGCUGAAUCGGAGGAAAGUUUUAAAGACUUGGGGAAAAAUCGAGAAGCCAUGCGUUUGUGCAGAGAAGACAUGCCCGUAUUUGGUCAGUGUCCCGCGCAGGACGACUUCUACCUGGUGAUGUGCAACCACUGUGGUCAUGUGGUCAAGCCACAAGCCUUCCAAGCACACUACGAGAGGCGGCAUGGUUCUACCAUCAAGCCAGCCUCCACGUCACCCUUUCUGGUACCGGGCAGAAACCGAAGUGCUGGCAGCGGGCUAAGCUCUGGGACCAUGGCUGGAGUGACAAGCGGAGGACUCCUCGGCCGAUCAUCCACCGCCGUCUCCGCUGUGACAUCAUCUUGUUCAUCAGCAUCCUCCAAUCAAAAAUUUCAGAAAUCAGCCAAAGACAAACAACAAGGUUUUCAGCGAAGACCUGCUCCCACCCAAUACAGGACGAGCCAGCCUGAAAAAAUCCUUACCCCCGCUGUUACGGUGGAGAAGAUGCAUCUAAAGCCGGACUCGUCAGCGAAGCUGGGGCAGGCUCCACCGGCCCCCGCCGCCACCUCAUCCUGCUCCUCUGCACCAUCCUCUAACACCACUGUGAGCACUGCCGUCAUCACGACUUCCAUGUCCUCCUCAUCAUCGUCGUCAUCAUCAUCAGCCCUUAAACCAGGCCUUAACUCUCCCUCCAUACCAAAGCCUCCAUUGCUGGUUUCUGGUCCAAUUCCCAACGGCAAGGGCCUGCCCGCAGACAAGAAGCAAGACAGCAGCAGCAGUAGCAAACGCCACGUUAACAAGAAGGUGUCAGAGCGUGAGUUCAAUCCUGAUAUCCACUGUGGCGUUUUGGAUGCUACAGGUCGGAAACCCUGCACAAGAUCCCUAACAUGCAAGACACAUUCCUUAAGCCAUCGGCGGGCCGUGCCUGGACGAAGGAAGCGCUUCGAUAUAUUGCUAGCAGAACACAAGAACAGACCGAGAGAGCGGGAGAGGGAUCGAGAACCGCACCAAACCCUUCCCCAGCAAACUGCCCCUCUCAGGGACCCACACCCCUCUCCCCAGCUCCCCCCUAGCCAUGAUACCCACCCGGUUUCUCAUGGCAACGGACCAGCCCCCGAUACCACAAAGCCUUUGUUAUUGGUGAAGUCCAAAUUUCACGGCCCUGGUCUUCCACGACUGAACAACAGUCAUGCUGGAGGCUCCUCGGAUCCUUCAGUGGUCCAUGAGUCCCUGCACCAUCCCCAGUCUACGCCAGAUGCUGUAUCCAGACCCUCGAGUGAUGAAGGAGAGAAUGAGGAGCGGGAAGACGGCACAGACAAACUGGACUGUCUCUAUUCAGGUUACCACCCUCGACCGGCAGCUUACUGUACGUUUGGAAGUCGACUGAUCGGGAGGGGCUUUUACUCCUUUGAUAGGCGACGGGACAGAGUGCGAUGUGCACUAACCACCAUGAUGGAAAAGCAUGUUAACUCUCAGAUGUGGAAGAAAAUCCCAUUCGCCUUGGAAAAUUCCCCUCUUGUAGCCCCCCAUAGGACAAGCACAAAUUCCCACAGUAGCACCCCUUCAUCGGGCUUCCUGAGCCCCCCCGCAGCCUUGCCCCAAACCCCCUAUAGCCAAUCUAGUGAGAGCAAGGCAUCGCUCUCCUAUGGGACCACCUUAAACGCUCACAGCUCCCUUCAGGGCGGCCAGGAGCACCCGGCCUUUGGCACCACGCAGGCCAGACAAGUGUCUUCGUUGCCGCAGAUGCCUUCAGCCCACUUGUCCUCAUCUUUGUCUUCUUCAGCUCCUUCCCUAGCCUCAGGCCGGGCGCUGAAGUCACGUUCAUCUGGCAGCAGCGCCACUACCAAAUCAUCCUCCUCAUCCUUCAAGUCCAAGGAAAUUUCCUCUGGCUCGUCCACAGCUGCCCUACCAAACUCUACUAGUGGCGGGAGCACUGGAGCGAGCAUAAACAGUAGCAGCGCUAGCUUCAGCACGGGGAAGAAGAGGAAGAACGCUUCAGUCCUUUCCUCCUCCCAUUGCUCUUCUGAAUCCUCUGCUUCUAAUGCCAAUUUCCCUUCAUCAUCAUCCUCCUCUUUUAAGAAGAACUGUGCAAAUGUUGGCAGCUCAGGGAGCACCUACCAUCAUGGCUCAUUAGGACCUUCAUCUUCGCUAUCCUCCUCCCAUAGUGGAGUUCACAGCGUGGGGCUGAACUGUGGCCCUAGUGUGCGGACCAACUCACUCAGUCUCAAGGCAGAGCCUUCUGGAGGCUCAGCAGGUGGCUCCUCUGGGCCCCCGACACGAGGCCCUCCCUCAGGCAGCCCCGCAGAGUCCAUAAAGCGUAUGAGUGUAGUUAUGAACAGCAGUGACUCAACUCUUUCUCUGGGGCCUUUUGUCCACCACCAGCCCGCCUCCUCAUCAGACCAUCACACCAACUUUAGUCACCACUCCUCAGAUGGACGCCUGGAGGCAAAGAAGCGCAAAAGCUCCUCUGCUUCGAGUGGCAUCAACAGCGGAGGUGGUAGUCUGGGAAGGGAAGGAGCAGCAGGAGGAACCGGACCAGGCAGAACCAAAAUGACAAAGUCCCCGGCUCUUAAUAACAUCCAUGGGAAACAUAGUCGAAGCAUUCCAGGGACGCCAGGUCUACCCAACAAUUCACAUUUACAUCAGCCAAAAGCUCGUCCCUGACAGCGACUUCCUGCCUCUGCCAUGAAAACGGGCGGACAGAGAAAAGUCCAGAGUGGUGUGCAAGCUGUUCUGGACUGCACGAGGCCUUGUGAAAUAAAAUCCACGUGACUCUCAGCUUCCCACAAUCCUCAGGGUGGAGAUGAUCUGGACUGCUUAGUGAAGUAGACGCUGUCCUUAGUGUUUCUCCCAAAGCCAUGUGUGAGUGUGUCUGAAGAGACGUGGAUAGGCAGAGGUUCUGAAUGCAAUGUAGAACCCCCCUCCCCCCAGAAUCUGAGAGGUCUUCCCAGCUGUUUAGGAGGUAGAGGGAGCACAGCAAGCCGCUCUCCUCUGAGUAAGUAGAGGAGCGAGUGCGUAAACUGUGCAAUGUCAUAUUCUGCUGGAGUCCGCAACGUAAAUACACCCCCCCGAAG